Messenger RNA from Ostreobium quekettii, 381 nucleotides. Lineage: Eukaryota; Viridiplantae; Chlorophyta; Ulvophyceae; Bryopsidales; Ostreobiaceae. The record is from the annotation of a GenBank genome assembly.
AUGGCGCCCCAGUGCCGCUCCCAGGCCGCGGCUGUGCUGCUGCUCGCGGUGGUGCUGGCGCGGUGCGGUGGCCUGAGGCUGCCGUCCGAUCUGCGGGGCCCGAGUGCGGCGGCAGGCGCCCCGGACGCCCUCAACUGCACGUUCCUGGUGGAGGGGGCGGGCGGGGCGGAAAACGCAAGCCUCAGCGUGGCCGUGACCUGCGACGGGGCCACCCUGUUUGACAGGACGGUGAACGCCACCGGCGUCGCCGAAACAACCCUGACGCCGUCCCUGACGCUGUUCAAGGCCGUGGGCGGCGGCACGGCGGUCCUGCACCUGCACGGCGGCGUCGGCGGCCUCGUGUUCGACUCCACGUUUGCGUCCAUCCCGCCCAUGACUGGC